AUGAAGGCCGGCAAGUCGAGGCCGCGAACUAUGCCGAGGACAUUUCAAGAUGAGAGUAAAUAUAGGACUAGAGAUUCAAGAUUUGUAACCAUGAAUUGUGCAAUUGGAAAAAAUAUGUUGCAGCAUUGGGGGCGAAUCAAGUUGGACUGGCUACGAGUCGUUUGUUCUGAUCCUGCCGGCCAUCACCACCGUCCGGAGAUCUUCACUUGCCUCUUGGUGACAUAG
This is a messenger RNA of Arabis nemorensis, 225 nucleotides long. NCBI's taxonomy places the organism in Eukaryota, Viridiplantae, Streptophyta, Magnoliopsida, Brassicales, Brassicaceae. The record is from the annotation of a GenBank genome assembly.